Molecule: messenger RNA, 1803 nt
Organism: Sphaeroforma arctica JP610
Lineage: Eukaryota; Ichthyosporea; Ichthyophonida
Exons: 2
Coding region: 1-1803 (600 amino acids)
Source: RefSeq, a predicted model, not a curated record
AUGAAGCUGGACAAGAGCUCUGCCGCCGAGUAUCUUGUGCGCCGGUACUUGUCCGAGGCAGACCAGUUAUCUCUGAUUAUUGACGAGUAUCACCGCCCCGCCCUUGUCCAAUUCUCCGCUGGUGCCGAGGAGGGUGCUCAACCGACGGUUGGGGACCAGAUCCAGUUCCAGUCAACCCUCCACAUGGCUUUGUGGUUAUUAGAUGUCGCCCCGGAUAGCCCAGUGUAUCACUCUGUAAUUACUCGGUAUCUCGCUGCACCCAAGUACCACCGCAGCUCUACUUGGAUUCUUGGUGUCGACGUGGUACCUGAGGAACGAAAGGAAAUAGUGUUUGUUAGCAAUGUUCAAACUCUCAAGUUGACUGUGCCGUCGAGUCAAACUAGGGAUGAGAUGAUCCAGCGAAUGCUGCCGACCGCGAAUGAUCCAAGGUCGCUGCCGAUUGUUUUUAAACUUGAUUCCGCCGGCUGCUACAGGGGUAGAAUUGCUAUUCCUGGAUACAUUAGCAAACCACCAGUCGUACCCGAGAUCCGUAAUCACUCUACAAAACCAGCCCUGAUAUUUGAGUUGCUAGAACAGGCGGACCCUGUUUUUGAGACGGCGAUAGUCCACUCUGCCAAGGUUUAUGUCGGCAAGCGCGAAACUGAGCCACGUCGCCUUCCACCAAGGAGCAAUGUAUCCUCAUCCGAUAUAAGGACAUUUGAAGCCAACAUAUUUUCCGUCACUGGCGAAGAGAUUGUCUCCUCACUCCGUGCGUUUGGGCAGGUUCUGCACGACACCAUAGAUACGGUUACCCGUGACUUCCGCGACCGAUUUGAUUUUUCCGAGUAUUGUACCUUGCUGGACAUUUGUCGGGGUGAUGGACAGUGGGUCGCGAUUGUAAACUCGUUGUGUGACAAGAGUCAUAAACGUAAAUAUGAUGAUGCUCUAUAUAGACGGAUGGCACAAUACGCAACAAGGAACGACCCAAAUGGUUUCUGCAAGUUUGUGGACUCGGCCUCCAGUAUCUACAUUGAACGCCGCGUCGACGUGUGGGCUGCUUUACUAGGUCUUGACCAGGACAAUCCAACCAAGGCAGACUUAUUUCGGGCUGUGAAGACCAUGAGGCCUCCUGAGGAUGAAAAGGACGAUCCGGGUGAAACUAAGAUCAAGAUCAAAAAGGGCAAGCGACGUGUGGGUCCAAAGUUAGCGGCGACCAUACCGGUGGCGACGGAUCUUACGUACAACAAUGAGAUUUUCACUCUGAAUUUCCGGGGCAAGCAGAUCAAGUGGACAACCCAGCAGUUUCAGCAGUGUACCGGUGCGACUCAGAUGCGGAUGGAACUAUAUCAAGUGCCCAGGUCUGCCAUGGAGGCCCAGAAGCUAAUGAUUGAAAGCCUGGUAAAAGUCGCUGUUCAGACGAGUGGACGUACACUCUCUGUAGAUAUAGACAAGAACUUUGGCGAAUCUGCGAUGACAGAAAGUUAUGAGGAUCUAGACAGGGACGCACUUGCCGAGAAGUACGACUCGGAUCCUGAAGUCACCAGGAAGUGGAUCUCAAUACCAUCACGUGCCGCAUCGAAGAUUAGAGAGUUUGAGCUGAACAAGGAGUUCCCGCCGCUAGCAUCUAAAAAGGUGGUGGGUGGUACCAUGCCAUACUACAAACGAGUCGACAACAAAAUCAGCUAUUUCUCGAAUGGAGUAACUACCACUGUGGCCGAGGGCGAUCAUAUCAGCUCGAUGGUGGGGAAUCUCGUCUGCCUCUCGGCUGCGGCGGGCUUUUGGAACAACUGUGACGCAGCUGGAUUUUGCUGGGGUGGAGUGUAA